AUGCCGCGCAUGAACAGCUUCAGUGACGACGGGCGCUCGUUGACACCCGAUUUGGACGAGAACAGGAUGUCGCUCGAGGAAGAGCACGACGCGCCACCGCCUCCGCCGACGGUGACAGCCGCCGCGCUUCAACGGCCAACGAUCGCACCCAUCCAUACAGCUGUCACCGAGCCCCACGCACCACAGUUCAAAUCCCCUCCCUCCGCCGGCAGUCUCAGAAACCGUCUACAUUUCCAUGGUCCGCAUUCACACACUGGGAUGCCGCCAAUCCCCGGUUCUCCGAUGGUCAGCUCGAGUAAGAAAUACGAGAGCCCAAAGGCGCAUUUCAGGGCUGCAGUACACAAAGUGAUGGCCAUGCACCGAACUUCGUACAUGUUGUCCUCUGGUCCGGCAGGCGUCGGCGCCGAACCUGGUAUCGACCCGCGGAGGAGCAGCGCCAACCAGCAAUAUGGCCAUAUCUGGCAGAAAUGCGUCAUUGAUAUCGUGGACUAUUCGCCGUUGAGGGCGAGCUUUGGGAGGAUGACGAAUGGCGAACUUGUGAGGCUGCUGGACAGCCCGGAGGCAAGCGCUAGGGAGCCCUGGGUUAAAGUCAGGUGGAUUAAUGUGGCGGGAAUUAGUUGGGACGUGAUCAGCGCGCUGGCGCUCAAGUAUGACAUGCACCCUCUGUCUCUUGAGGAUAUACUCCAUGCCGGUCGCCAUGCCCGGUCCAAAGCGGACUACUACCCUCAACACCUCUUCAUCCGCGUACUCUGCCACACUUUAGGCUCAGAGUCUUCCCGCGAUGAUGCGAACAUCCAAGACGCUUUCACACCUAUGGCCUCCGGAAGCGGCUGGUCUUCGAAUGCACCAACUAUGACCGGCAUGCCCCGCUCAUAUUCACCACUACCUCUCGAUGAUAAACUCGGUAUCGCGCUCGGCGACGACGAGUCCUUCAACAUUGACGACCCGGGACGCACAACGGACCUCGAGUCUGGACGCCCUCACCCACAGCGAACCUUGCUGGCUCGCAAACGCCGCUCGCAUGUCGCAGCCCUGACCCUCGAAGAACUCAAACGCGGAGAACGCGUGCCCGUUCGUAUUCGGCCCAUGUGCAUGUUCCUCUUCCGGGACGGCACGGUCAUCUCCUUCCACCCCGAGUCCAACUCAACAGAGUUCACGAGGCCGAUUAUGGAGCGCAUCAGGCAGAGAGAUACCAGUCUCAGGAGAACGGCAGACCCAAGCUUGCUGGUGCAGAGCCUGCUGGAUCUGAUUGUGGACGGGGCGCUGGAGGUGGUGGAGGAAUAUCAUGCGAAGAUCAAUAAGCUUGAGAGGGCGGUGUUGAUCAAGCCGCAAGUCAAGACUGUUCGUGACCUUCACAUUCUUUCCGAGGACCUCAUUCUGCACAAGCGUACCCUUGGACCGAUCAAGACGCUCGUUUACGGCUUGAGGCGAUACGAUGUCGACCGCUGCGCAGCACUGGUCGAAGGGGGUUCAACCGAGCCCGUCGUCGGUUACAUGUCCCAUAAGUCGAACAUUUACCUCGCCGACGUCCAUGACCACAUGGAGUACGCGCUCGCGUCGUUGGACAUGUACGCUGCCAUGGCGGAGAACCUGAUUGGGUACACAUUCAACAUGGCGAGCUACGAGAUGAACAACGUGAUGCGGACAUUGACGCUCGCAACGGUCAUCUUUUACCCGCUUACACUGUUGACGGGUUACUUCGGAAUGAACUUCGAGAGCAUGUGGAGCGUGCAGCAGAACAGCGACCUACUGUUCUGGAAGAUCGCUAUCCCCAUCAUGGCGGUCGUCGUACCCCUGUUCAUGUGGAAUGACAUUGUACGGGCAACACAUUACGUCCAGAAGCGCAUGAUCGAGCGCAACAUCGAGAAAAACCUCAAUAAGAAGCGUCGCUAG
Messenger RNA from Peniophora sp. CBMAI 1063, 1893 nucleotides. The record is from the annotation of a GenBank genome assembly. NCBI's taxonomy places the organism in Eukaryota, Fungi, Basidiomycota, Agaricomycetes, Russulales, Peniophoraceae.